Closterium sp. Yama58-4 is the source of this 3729-nucleotide messenger RNA. Lineage: Eukaryota; Viridiplantae; Streptophyta; Zygnematophyceae; Desmidiales; Closteriaceae. The record is from the annotation of a GenBank genome assembly.
CCUGGGUCGGAUGCAAACGCCAUAGCGCUCGGAGGGGGCGUGCCCAAGCCGGUGGCAGCUGCAGCAAAGGAGGUCAUUACCAAUGUCGUGCCGGACGGGCCUAAUAAGGUGCGUGUUGGGGACUGGGAUAGGGUGGAAGGUGCGUGCUGGGGCUGGGACGAGGAUGGGUUGUGGGUUGGGUUUGGACGGGUGGUGGGUGGGGCUUGGCAGUGUGGUGGGGCGCAGGGAGAAGGGUCAAGGGUGGCAGCUGCAGCAAAGGAGGUCAUUACCAACGUCGUGCCGGACGGGCCGAACAAGGUGCGUGCUGGGGAUUGGAAGAGGUGGGUGGGGCAGGGAAUUUGGAUGGGGUGGGUGCGGGAUGGGAUCUGGGUGGGUUUGGAUGAGUUGUUCAUUGGAGGCAUUCCCCCAGCGCUAUCAGCUGAAAAGAUUCGGGAGGUGCUGUCAGCGUUUGGGCAGCUGAGGGCGUUCCGCAGGGAGCUUGAUCUCAAUGCCAAGCCCCCCCGCGCAUUCGCGUUCGCUGAGUACAUGGAUCCGAGUGUGACGAGCGCAGCACAGGCGGGACUGAAUGGGCUGCCUCUGGGCCACCAGUCCAUCCUCACCGUCGUCAGAGCCACUCCUAACGCACCUGAGGAGCCUCCUCCUGACGCCACUCCUACGUAUUCCAUUCCUGAGGAGGCUAAACCGCUCAUGCAGACCCCCACACGCAUUCUGGAGAUAUGUAACCUGAUGACAAAGAAGGAGCUCAAGGCUAUGAGCGAGGAGGAUUUUGAAGACCUUGAGGAGGACAUUCGCCUCGAGUGCAAGCGGUUCGGCACGGUCAAAUCGCUGCACAUUGUUCGUCCCAAGGAUGUCACCAAUCCUGAUGACAGUGACAGUGACGAGGAGGAGGAGGAAAAGGAAGAGGUGAAGGAAGAGGUGAAGGAGAGAUUGGAAGGGAUUAAAGAGGAGGUGGAAAAGGAAGAGGAGGCUGAUGUGAUGGGUGAAGAGAAAGUGGAGGUGAAGGAGGAAGUAAAAGAGGUGAAGAAGGAAGCGGAGGAGGAGAAGGAAGGGGAGGUGAAGGAGGGAGAGCGGGGAGCAGCUGCAAGCGAUGCGAUUAAGGAAGUGAAAGAAGAGCCAGUGAAAGAGGAGAAAGAUGUUGCGAAGGGGGAAGGUCAAAUUGGGGGUGAUGGGGAGGGUAAGGAGGAGGAGAGUAAGGAUGAGGAAAUGAAGGAUGCUGAAGCAGUGGCGGGUGAAGAGGCAGUGGAAGCUGCUGGGGAGAAGGUGGAAGGGGCGGAGGAGGGAGGUGCAGCAGCAGAAGGGGAGGAGGGUGAUGUGAAGGAGGUGGCUAAGGAUGAGAAGGGUGGGGAGGAGGGUGGAGAUAAGGAAGGGGGGGCGAAGAAGGAAGAAGAGGAGGAGGCAGAAGAGAAGGGGGGAGGGGAUGAGAAGAUGAAAGAAGCAGAGGAGGAAGCUGAAGGCAAGGGCGAAGGGAAGGCAGAGGAGGAGGGUGGGAAAGGUGAAGAUGCGGCAGGAGAGUCUGUGGUUGAGGAGGUUGAGGUGGCUCGAGCCGCGGAGGAGGGUGGGAGAGGCGCAGCCGUAGAGCCUGUGGUCGAAGUGGCUCGAGCAGAGGAGGAAGGUAGUGACUCGGAUAGUGAUGUGGUGGAGGUAGUACCAGAGACACGAGGGGAGGUAGAGAAGGGAGAGGAGCAGAAGGGGGAGGAAGAGGUGGAGGAGGUGGAGGAGGUGGAGGUGGAAGGUGGUGUGCGUGCGUCUGAGAAGAGUGGUGAGGCGGAAGGACAGGCGUUGGAUGGCUUGGCGGAUAUUGCUGCUGCUGCCGCUGCUGAGACGGCAGGAGACAAGGAGGAGGGAGGUGCUGAGGAAAAAGAAUCUGAGGGUGGGGGAGGGUUUGCCCUUGAUCUGAAUGUGACUGUAGAGGGGGAGGAGGACGGUGGGAAGAGUGGAGGUGGGGAGGCAGAAGGGGGGAAGGAAGAGGCGGAAGGGGGGAAGGAAGAGGCGGAAGGGGGGAAGGAAGAGGCGGAAGGGGGGAAGGAAGAGGCGGAAGGGGGGAAGGAAGAGGCGGAAGGGGGGAAGGAAGAGGCGGAAGGGGCUAAGGAGGAGGUUUAUGAGACUGCUUCUGAGGAUGAAGGGGACAAGGGAGAGGCAGGGGAGGAGGGUAGGGCAGAGGAGGGUGCAGAGGCUAAGGAGGGUGAAGAGGCGAAGGAGGGUGUGGAAGUAAAGGAGGGUGAAGGGAAGGAAGAGAGUGGGAAGGAGGGAGAGGGUGAGGGGAAAGCAGAGGAGGGGAAAGAGGAGGAACAAGAGGGGAAAGUGGCAUCGCUGGCCGUUCAUGCUUCCGCGUCUGCACAGCAAGCCCAGGAUGGCUGUAUCACGAACUUCGAUCCCACCGUGAACUAUUUCCCGGACCAGUACCAGGACGAGCCGUUCGCUCUGCCGAUCAGCCAGACCAUCGUGGAGACUGCGAAUGACUUCACGGUGCAGUACGGAAACUACUACAAGGUUGUUAAGAACAGCUAUGAUAACACUACCUACGUCCUCUAUCAGUGUGGAGCUGUCAAGCCCACGAACUUCCCUGCUGCGACCACCCGGUUCUUUGAGAUCCCCCUGAAGGGUUUCGCCGUCGACUCAUCCGUUGCAGUUAGCUACGUCCAGAUGCUGGGCCUGACCAGCCUUCUCAACGAGACGAGCAGCUACUCUGUAGCUCCAUGCGUUCAGAAGCUUGUGGCUGACGGUGCCAUGAAGGUCUUUAAUGAGAGCGACGGCCUUUUCCCUGGUACGGUCUUCACCGGAAUGAACACCCUGAAGCCAUUUCCCAAGAACUAUGUCUCGCUGGACACUUCGACCGACCCUGGGCCGCUCAAGCGAGCGGAAUGGAUCAAGUACAUGGCUCUGUGGUUCAAUGCCGAGUCGCGCGCGUCGGAAGUCUACUCUGACAUUGAGACGUCGUACAACUGCUUGAAAGCAUCUGCUCCCAAGACCACCACGCCAGUGGUUGGCUGGCUGAGCUAUUUCAUGGAUUCGUGGACCGUCUCUGGUGCUACGUACAAGCUUCAGUACGUUGCGGACGCUGGCGGUGUGAGCCCCGCCAAGGCGUUUUUGAGGACCUACAACAUGUCUCUUCCAUCUGAUAAGAAGGCUUUCCAGUCUCUGCUUGCGACUCUUGACAUCGUCCUUGACGAGACCUAUCUGAUGACUGGCCCGUCAGGCUACAGCAUUGAUGCGUUUGCAAAGAAUGCUGGCAUCGAUGUCACUGAUACCGCCACCUACAAGUUUCUUGCCACUCCCAAUGUCUGGAGCAUGUAUGGCCGCGCCACUGGAGCUCCCAACUACGCCACUGACUGGUAUGAGAGCGCCAUUGCUCAGCCCCAGGUGGUCCUUGCUGAGCUGAUCUCAAUUAUGCAUCCCGGCGAUGUGUCUGUUCCCGAGAAGUACUACUUCUACAAUGUUGCUCAGUUGGAGACGGGUGCUGUGGUCUCUGCAGCCAACUGCACAACCCUGGACCCCACGGAGGUUGUUAACCCCAUCAUCCCUGCCUGCUCAGCUAUUGUUACUCCUGAGGUUCCCGGACCGGCAUCCCCUCCAGCUACCCCUCCCAGCUCAUCCCCUCCUAGCUCACCUCCUCCCUCACCCACUCCCAGCUCACCCCCACCUGCCCCCAAGGCUGCUUCCUCCUCUGGCUCCCUGCUUGGUGCUGGUCUAGCUGCCCUUCUUGCUGCUACUAUGGCUGCACUGGUCUAG